Messenger RNA from Acanthoscelides obtectus, 560 nucleotides. NCBI's taxonomy places the organism in Eukaryota, Metazoa, Arthropoda, Insecta, Coleoptera, Chrysomelidae. The record is from the annotation of a GenBank genome assembly.
AUGGACGAGCUACUGUUUUUCAGGAGAUUUCGGCUCCAAAAAAACACUGCCCUCAGAUUGGUAGAACAAAUAAAGCAUCAACUCGAGUUUGAUAACAAUUUUCAUUAUAAAAUUUUUGUUUUACCAGGAAUAAUAGCCUACGAUUUUAUGCCUGCAAUGUACAUAUACAUUAAAAUUGUAUUGGAGACUUUAUUAGCAUGCAUCAGACAACAGCAUCCCGUAUAAUUGCAAAAGUUUCAAGAGCAAUAGCAGGUUUAUCAAAUCAAUAUAUCAGAAUGCCCAAUGAAGCUGAUGAAAUAAUAAGAGUUCAGAAUGGCUUCUAUAGGAUCUGCAGAUUUCCACGAGUCAUUGGAUGCAUUGACGGGAAGCGCAUAAAGAUACAGUCACCAGGAGCUCAAGGUGGAGAAGUUUUUCAUAAUAGAAAGUCAUAUUUUUCUAUAAAUACUCAAAUAGCUGCUGAGCCAGAUUUGAGAAUAUUUGAUAUUGAUGCUCGAUGGCCAGGAUCUACCCAUGAUUCAACUAUUUUCAAUGCCUCCCACCUAAGAACACGCAUUGAAGGG